AUGCCUUUGCGGAGAGAUGCCGUGAAUGGUAGGACUGGUACAGACCAACCCCUCGCCGACAUGGCCUGUUUCCCCGUGCUGCUCUCUCGGAGUGCUUCCCCACGCCAACCCGGUGGACGGCCUUAUGAUGGAUCCCCACCCAAUGAUAUCACCAGAAACCGCCGAACCGUCCCCAGAAUACCAUUCGGAACAAGGAUGGUGAUUUUCGUGGAUUAUGCAGAAGAUGAUCACGCUGCCUUUGCUUCGCAGAAGAACCUAGAGGCAAAGCGUUUGCUCUCAGCGGAUAUUGCAGUGCUUGGUCCCCCAGAAAACACCAGAAUGCCGGUCCCGCUAUCGGCCGACUGUGCUGCUGAAAGUGGGACUAAGUCCAGAAGUGCCGAGGACUGGAGUACUUCCGAAGCAAGGGAAGAAAGAGAAAAAGCUCUGGACUCCGUCGGCUCAAAGUUUUCUUUGGCUCUGAGCUGCUAUCCGAUAGUAAAGCAGAUCGCUCGCUGUGUGGAUUUGAAUACCCUACAUGCCUUGUCCAGAACAUGUCGUCAGUUUCGCGAGAUAUUGCUCGCUUCUCGGGGUCUAUUGAUUCGCGAAACGCUGCGUUGUCGCUAUGACUCACUUGGAGAAAGGAACGACGCUCAGAAAACUUCUCAGCAGCAGUUCGGGUUUACAAAAAUAUGCCCCUGCGCGAGGGAUAUGGUGGCUCAUUGCCAGAGAUGUUCCUCCGUAGUCUGCAGAAAUUGCGCCAUGAAACCACCUACCAUUACGAUAUUAAAGAAUCGCCUUCGUCGACUUUGUUCUACAUGUCUAGAGGCGCCUCUACAGUCGUUAAUAGAUCAUAACACCUGCCUUGGUUCCCCUUUCUGUUCCUGCAGCAACGAAGUCUGGUUCUGCCGGCCCUGCGGCCAGGUCUUGCACAGUGAUGACACCGCAUACAGGCGUGUGUUCUCGUGGCGGACACGAUAUAGCACAUACCUGGGCGGCGGCCCUGGUACAGGCAUUGGCGACACUUGUCUGGGCGUACAGUGCGGAAGAGAGGAUAAAUGCCUUGCGGCAGAAGAAAUUGAGGUCGAAGUAGACUGCGAAGUCGAUGACUGGGGGGCAGAGCAUUCGGAGCAUCCGAGUCCUCACCCCGGCGAAGGCCAUUCCGCAGAGGAUGAGGGUCCCGGAUAUUUGAGGCAAGAGAUAAUGGGAGUGGGCGGCGUGGUGAAACAAAAGGUGAAGAAGAGAGUCAAGGUCGGUGCGAGUGUCGAUGAGCACGACGAUGAGCGUGAAUCGUCAGCGUACUUGAAGAAGGAAUGCUCGGGAGCCGUCAGGAGCUGGUGUGGAUGGUGCUCGCGGGUGGUGCCGAGCAGGACGGAGCUCACGGCUGAGAUACCAUCAGUUGCCCUCCCCACUCCUCCGUCCAAAGUUGGCACGACGCAACGACCUGUAUUGAAUCAUGCUGUUGGUGGUAUGGUUGGCAACAUCCCUCUUUCGUUUGACCAAUCGGAUAAAAAACACUGCAGACAUGCGGUCCCUCGUAAUACACGCACACACACAUUCAAUAAAGGUACGCGUUCAUAG
Molecule: messenger RNA, 1557 nt
Organism: Coccidioides posadasii C735 delta SOWgp
Lineage: Eukaryota; Fungi; Ascomycota; Eurotiomycetes; Onygenales; Onygenaceae
Source: RefSeq, a predicted model, not a curated record